Messenger RNA from Paramormyrops kingsleyae, 5486 nucleotides. Lineage: Eukaryota; Metazoa; Chordata; Actinopteri; Osteoglossiformes; Mormyridae. The record is from RefSeq and is a predicted model, not a curated record.
AAAGCACGCCAGUAUUGAAGGCGGCGAAAUUUGCCGGCAGUUGGGCGGGGCCAGCCCCCCGGCUCCUCCCCCUUUGAGCGUAACGGUCGCGCUCGCGUCGCCACUUGAGUGACAGACUGCAGAAGCGCGCGCUGGAGUGCGCGUGCGAAGCGGUGUCUCCAAGUGUGGUCCGUUAGCCCUCUCCCAGACGGACCGGUUCGGCCUCGCCGGGUGUCAAUGGGUAUCCCGUCACAUGCAUCCGCAGCUUAAGCGACAGCGCCCUCCGAGCUCCAGAAACCAGGGCAAGACGGGAAAGAAAUGGUGGAGGGGGGGGCGGCAAAGAGAGCUGCUCCCCCAGUCAUGCUGAUCUGACACAGAGCUGGAAGGGGUUUGGCCAGGUGCUGCUGCAGCGAUGACGAGGGUGACGGUGAAGCUGCAGAGCUAGGAGGCAGAUGGUGUGGGAACAAUGGAGCUCCCCAAUGGCCAGUCAGGCGUCGGCGCUUAUGCUGCCACGGCCUCAGAGAGAAGCAGCAGCUCGGAGUCUCUCAGUGACAAGGGGUCAUCUGAGCUAAAGAAGAGCUUUGACGCUGUGGUGUUCGACGUCCUCAAGGUCACACCAGAAGAAUAUGCGGGACAGAUCACGCUCAUGGAUGCUCCAGUGUUCAAAGCCAUCCAGCCGGAGGAGCUAUCAAGCUGCGGGUGGAGCAAGAAGGAGAAGCACAGUUCAGCCCCCAAUGCCGUGGCCUUCACUCGUAGGUUCAACCAGGUCAGCUUCUGGGUAGUCCGAGAAAUCCUGCAUGCCCAGACUCUGAAGAUCCGAGCCGAAGUCUUGAGCCUGUACAUUAAGACUGCAAAGAAACUGUGUGACAUUAACAACCUGCAUGCGGUGAUGGCUGUAGUGUCAGCGCUGCAGAGUGCCCCCAUCUACAGACUGACCAAGACGUGGGCACUGCUAAGCCGGAAAGACAGGGCCACCUUUGACAGGCUGGCAUACCUGAUGUCCAAGGAGGACAACUACAAGCGCCUGAGGGAGUACAUCAGCAGCCAGAGUAUGACGUCCUGUAUCCCCUACCUGGGGAUGUAUCUGUCAGACUUGACCUACAUAGACUCGGCCUACCCCUCCACCGGCAGCAUCCUGGAGAGUGAGCAGCGAUCAAACCUGAUGAACAACAUCCUGAGGAUCAUCUCUGACCUGCAACGCUCCUGUGAAUAUGAUAUACCAGUGUUGCCUCACGUCCAGAAGUAUCUCAGCUCUGUUCAUUACAUCGAGGAGCUUCAGAAGUUUGUAGAGGAUGACAACUACAAGCUGUCCUUAAAGAUUGAGCCCGGUACCAGCACCCCUCGCUCCGCAGCCUCCAGAGAGGACCUCGCAGGUCCGGAUACAUCCUCUCCCCAGUGUGGCCGGAGAGGGACCUCAGCAGACGGCGCCUUGGCCAAAGGGCCGGCCACGCCUCCUUCACCGCGAAGCCUCAUUCCCUACGGACACAGGAAGUGCCGCAGCCUAGGAUACAACUUCAUCCACAAGGUAAACACGACCGAGUUCAAGAGCGCCACCUUCCCCAAUGCCAGCUCCAGGCACCUGCUGGACGACAGCGUCCUGGAGAGUCACACACCCGGCCGGGGCCAGGCGGAGAGCUCCACGCUAUCCAGCGGCAUCUCGCUCGGGAGCAGUGAUGGCUCAGAGCUCAGCGAGGAGAUGUCCUGGCCCGCUUUCGAAAGGAACUGCUUCUAUCACUCCCUGGGCCCUGUGACCAGGGUGGCCCGAGUUCCUUACAGAGGAGCCCAGAAAGCUGGCAGCUCUGCGGAAUCAGAGGAGCUGGCCAUACACCUGUUCCCGGGGGCUGUGACGGUACAGGGGGUCCUGCGGAGAAAGACCUUGCUAAAGGAGGGGAAGAAGCCCACGGUAGCAUCGUGGACAAAGUACUGGGUGGCUCUGUGUGGAACGCAGCUAUUCUACUACCCCGCCAAGGCCCUGAAGGCCACACAGAGGAAACACUUCAAGUCCACCUCCAGCAAGAGCGUGUCAGUGGUAGGCUGGAUGUCCAUGAUGGCAGACGACCCCGAGCACUCAGAUGUCUUCCUGCUGACUGACUCUGAACGCGGAAAUACUUACAAGUAUCAGGCAGGAAGCCGGGCAAAUGCUCAGCUGUGGUUUAAGCACCUGAGUGCAGCCUGCCAGAGCAACAAGCAGCAGGUUCCUGCAAAUCUGAUGUCCUUUGAGUGAGCAUCCUGCCCACGGAGCCCGCAGCAGUGUGACGACUUCGCCUCCCACUGCCCUCACCAGAGCCUGCCCACCUGCCACUGCUGCCUUAAGGCUGGAGGGGCCUUGCCUGCUGCCUCUGGCUGGGUUAACCACUGACCGCAGGGUCAUGCUGCCCUGCAGCUCCGAAAUGCUGCUUCAGACCUGUUUCCUUUUCCUCAUAAACAUGUGGGGACCUUGGAACGGACGCGGAUCGCAUCGCGUGGGACCUCAGUGUCGUCUGGCCUCCUCUUUGCUUGCCAGCUGGCCCUAACCUCCCAUUACUGUUUCUUUUUGUCCUGCCCGUGUUGCAUUGUAAACUAGUAAAUGGGCCCAAGUACUGGUCCCAGAGGGACGCCUGCUUAGUGGCGCGCGCUACACCUGGGGCACCUGGGAGAAGUUUACGGAGCAAACACCAUUUGUCUCUCUGGAGCCCUUCCUCAUUGUAGGGGUUGAGUAUUUUCACAGCUGGUUGCUACUAAAGAAAGAAGCAUGAAACAGGAUUUUCAGUUGCCAUUUUUUUUGGGGGUGGCGACUUUUGCUUUAUUUGUGAACAGGGACUCGUCGCUGCAGCUUUUUGAGCACUAUUGGAAUAUUCGAAUAUUCAGCUCUCUUCCUUUAUGAGUUUACACUCUGGGUAAAUUUAUAAAUAAGAAUUCAAAUACUAUAGGUACAAUGUAUGUUUUUGUGAUCACAUUUUGAUUAGUUCAUUCAUCCGUCUUUUUAAAAAAACCUUUUUUUCUGCCAGCAUGAAUUCCAUCAAUGAACAUUUAGACCAAACCUUGUUAAUGAGACCUUCACACUGAGCAGCUGAAAGACUUUGGAGGGUUGCGAGUGAGUGAGGGUUCUUCACGAGGAUGAGUGAAACAUGAGCUCCGUGACGUACCGCCACCUGUAAAAACACACGCUUAUCAGCUACGCAAAGUACAGACGUUUCCUUCUUAUCUUUUACUUAGCUGUGUUUAUUCAUAACUUGUUUUUUGGGAGUCUCCAGUAUUAUUUUUUAUGGGAAUGUUGUUCAUUCAUUCGGUUGUUUAGCUAUUACAUUUAUUUGCUCUUUGAGUGUCUUAUGUACCAGUUCUCAUUACUUGACUUUUUUAUAUGUGCAUUUGAUAUGUUAAUCUCUGACAGCUAGCACAGCAUCACAUGUAACGUUAUGUUCUUCCUGACACUCGCUAUUAAGCGGUGUUAAGCUGACUUCAGAUCCAAACGAGCUCAACGACUCAAGUCCUGCUAGUUCACUAUGAAUUUUUAUUUUUAAUGUAAAAGGCACAAAACCUUAUAUCUAUGUGUUUCAAAUAUUGCCACCAUUUUGCUUCCAUGUGUGAAUUUGGAUUUGCAUCUUGGCAGUCAAAUUGGUGUGAAUUACACUGUUAGGGGCUGGGUGCUUUGUGGAUAUUUCAGUAGAAGAAAAUUAUAGUUAUUUUGAAAAUGAAUCCCAGGGUCAGUUUCACUAUUGGGUCCCUGAGCGAGGCCCUUAACCCCAAAACGCUACAGGGAUUGACUGACCCUGCACUCUCAAAAUGCACAUUGCUUUGGAUUAAUGGCUCUGCUAAAUAAGGACAAUGUAUAUAUAAGAUGUAACAUGAAUAUUAUGCAACAGAAAUUGGCAGUACAAAAAGCGAAGUAUGUAGAUUUAGUUUUUUUCUGUGAAAUUGUCGGGCUCAGAAUUCUGAAGGCAGGUUCAUUUGGGUGCUAUGAGGGUUGCAGUGGGGGAGCAGUGAGCACCAGGACACAAGAUGAGGCAGUAAGGCAGCCACUGAUUGGGAGAUGUCGGGGGCCAAUCAGCGUGUACAUUAGGCCGUCAUGUUGUCAUCUAGCCCAGUGUAGGCACAUGCCAGUGCUUGUUUCUAAUUGAGAUUUAACCUCAUUGUAUGUGGAAAGAGGCAGCUCCCAGACCCUGUUUGCUGUGAGAUAUUGUGCAUUAUUCUGUUUGUGCCAAGGGCAAGUUAGGUAGCCUUUCCAUAAAAUGUCACUAUGGACACCGUUUACCCAAUGUGUCGUUCUGAAUAAAGCAAGUCUGUAGGUAAUUUGGUGCAUCUCCAGCAUGGUAACAAGAAAGAGAAAUGAUACCUUUAAAGGUGUAAAUGAUCUGCAAGGGAUCUGUGCACAGGCAAUGCUUUGCCCCUCACUGCACCGGCUUUGUUCAGUGGUUAAAACGGGAGUUUGUGGUGAGUAGGUGUCCUGACAUGACACUGAAUGAAGACCUGGGGUACCUGCACUAACCAGAGAUUUGUUGUAACUUCUGAGACUAUUUGCACACCAGGCACAUGAAUGGAUUGGCUUUUAAGUAGUCUAGAUAAAGACCUGGCUUUAAAUAAUAAACCCCCCCCACCCCAAUUCUAGUAACAAUGUGUCCAAAUAUUUUUAACAGAAUAUUUUUCAUGAAGUUUUGUGUUUGUGAUCUACAAAAUACAUCUACAGAUGCACAGGUACAGUCACACCUGUGUUUGACAGAAUUAGCAUUUUCUGCUGAUGUGUACAUUGAGCUGCUUGCUGCCCAUUACUGAGCCUGAGAUUGGCACGUAAUGCUGGACUGGUUAGUAACCUGACCGAUGAUUGUGUUACUGAGUGUCAUCAGGCUGGCGAGUCGCGGUCACCUCCCUGGCCCUCCAGUGUCACACUCAGAUGGGUGGCUGCUGGGGUCAGUGUUUCACAGAGGCUGCAUGUCCCAGGUCAGCACAAUGACCUUUGAACUGAGCGAUGGGCUCCUGGGCACGAGGCAGGUCAAAACAAUCCUCCUUUUUUGGGUUUGGGUUUUUUUUUUUUUUUAUUCCUGAAAGUGGAAUGUAAAGAUUAAAUACCCAAGUAUGUAUGAGUGAGUAAACACCAUGAUAUUGUGGUUUGCACAACAGUAAGCAUUUGAAGAUUUUAGGUACAGGCCUGACUAGAUUUUUCCUACUGAAUUAAAAAUCUAUUUGGAUUGUUGAACCUUUGGUUUCAGUUCAUUUUAUUUUGCGUGGGAGCAGCAUAUUGUGAUGGAUGGAGAUGAGGGUUAUUCUGAAUGUUACAAGCUACAAUUCUGAUAUUUAUGUUCUGAAUAAUUAGCAUAUAAUUUGAUAUUUAAUUGUGACAAGUUAAUUAGAAAACGAACUGGAAAAAAAUAACAAUGGUAAUGCCACUGAAGGCUAUGCCUCUACUGGUGCUUUACAUUUAUGAACAUUUGUGAACACUAUCAAAACGUUAAGUUCUUGUUUAUAUGUUAUGAUGUUUAAUCCAUGGACUGUGGAAUGCAUCUGAACAGAGAGGAAAUAAAGUCAUGUCCAUU